GCAUCGGAUGUGUAUAUAAGUAAGUGUGCCAGAGACGGCUCUUUACAAGUUUUGCUGUCCGUAGAGAGCGGGUGUGACGCACUAGUACUGAGCCGAGGAAGGCGAACAGGUCGACUGGCAUCAUGAUGAGUGACUGCAGAUUCGCGAUGAGGUGUUUGCAGUUGAUACUGCUCGUGCAAGUCAGCAGUUAUGCUUACAAGCCGAUUAUAUGUCCCAAUCACUUUCAGAAGGGCUGUGUCAUCCAACUAAACAGACUGCAGUGCAAUUGCAGCCGCUUCGAGCUCUGUCCAGACGAUCCUUACUUGUUCAAUGACAGAAACCAAUGCGAGGAAAGACUUAGGAAUUCACAACCACAUGAUUGUGGGCGAUUAAAGUAUUGGGGAUGCCAAGUAGUCAGACAAGACAUGACGCGCACCUGUCUCUGUCACAACAGGACUGCUUGUAUUGGAUUUUACGAACACGACACUAUGGCAGACUGCGAAGCCGAAUUGAAGAGAGACUACAAUAUUCCUUCUUACGCUGUUCGCAAAUGUCGGUUGGACAACUUGUUUCAAAGCUCCAGACCAGUUCGGUGUGGAAAAGCCAGAAAAUUUUGUACUCCCCAUGGUUGUCAGAAUUGCUGUCACAGCUGGAGUGGUUGUAAUCCUAAUCCGUUUUUGUACACUACGACUGACAGAUGUCAUUUAGGAUUGCAAUCGGAACUGUUUCAUAAUCCCUGCAUAGCAGUAACAUGCAAGACGGGUUUCAUGUGCACCACCGAUGCCAGCCUUUGCAGUUACGGAAGUCCCUGCACUAAACUCGAGCCCGUCAAACCAAAGCAGAAAUUCUACUGUGUCAUCGAUCCGUCGGUCAAUCCAUGCAAAGAUCAUGUUUGUCGUGUCGGUUGGAAAUGCCAAAGUAGUCUGGACCAACGAUGUCACAAGCCACCGUGUGCUGCAAGUGCUGUCUGUAGAAUCGACCCUAUGUACAACCCGUGCAAGCACACACGAUGUCAUCCCGAUGAGUACUGUCAGGCAGAAGACGGGACAAUGUGUAGCAAUGGCGUGUGUGUCAAAGUAGCUCAUUGUUACCCGGAUCCUAAAGCUGCAUCACCCAAGGUCAACCUAGUCUCUUCUGCAUUCGGUCCUUUAGUUGUUGCCGGGAGCAACAUCACACUGUCUUGCACAACAGUGGCUUAUCCUCAUCCCACAUCUCUGACAUUUUAUCACAAUGGUGAGGCAAUAUCUGAGACAACAGAUGGGGUAGACUUGCAUCAGUGGAAGUCAGGCAAUGCCACUACUCUGUAUGGCCAACUGGUGAUCAACAACUCAUCUGUGAGUCAUAAUGGAACCUACACAUGUACUGCUGUUAAUUACGUCGAAGAAGUCAGUGAGCAGACAGAGAUGUUUGUAUAUGAAUGUCCCACCUGUGAUGAAGCAAGUCUCGACACACACCUCUGUUCUCUAAACUUGGACACAGCUGUCAUAGGCAAAGCAGUCAGAAGCACAGCCGUCGUUGCAGAAGAUCCAUCUUGGACGUCAUACGAAUUUUCCAUAUCUCGAGUAUUUAAUCGUUUCACGACAGCCAAUGCAACCUACUUGCGUCACAACAAAAACGUUAAUUUUGUUACAAAGUCAAGUGCCUGUCAAUGUCAGGCAAUGGAUAUGGACCGUCCCUAUCUCGUUUUGUUCAAACUGGAAGAAAGUGGUGGAGGUGCUAUAAGUCUCUUUCCUCACGGUAGAGUCUACCUGUGGCAGACUGUAAAGCACAUCGUCCAAGACGACAAAGACAGACGAAGUUGUAAAGAACAGAGCUCGCAGACUACAAACUCAUGACGACAUUACAAUCUCACAGAACUGCACAUCGGAAUGGAAAUGGAGCAGCCGAGAUGUCGAGUACAGUCCAUUGUGUGUAGUUUUCGUUUUUCGGUUUAAGCACAUUGUGAGGUAGUCUAUGUCUACGAAUUAGAAAUUAAAAUUA
Molecule: messenger RNA, 1959 nt
Organism: Corticium candelabrum
Lineage: Eukaryota; Metazoa; Porifera; Homoscleromorpha; Homosclerophorida; Plakinidae
Exons: 15
Coding region: 123-1814 (563 amino acids)
Molecular function (GO): protein binding
Source: RefSeq, a predicted model, not a curated record